Messenger RNA from Periconia digitata, 1631 nucleotides. The record is from the annotation of a GenBank genome assembly. NCBI's taxonomy places the organism in Eukaryota, Fungi, Ascomycota, Dothideomycetes, Pleosporales, Periconiaceae.
GUGUCUUCGCCACUACUCGCAGUCCCAUUCGGUAGCGAGCAUUUAACUCUACAGGAGAUCAUCUGUCCAUUGGUCGCCAAGCUCAUUGCCCCGAUGUCUGUCAUUGGCGAUAUACGUCCUUCUUUCGACAAAGUUGCUUCGCAUUCCCGUGGCUAUCCCAACGCACGACAUCGGAUCCCGCGGCUGUCACACAUGUGAACCAACCCCUGUGCCCCUGCCUUCCACUCCCGCGUAUUCAUAUCAUACAUACUCCACUUUUGCAUUCUCCUGACUCUUUCACACAAGAGAAUGCCCCGUCAACCAUGGCGCCCAAGAAGGAUAGCCGUUUUCUGCCAGAAAUAUGGGGCUUGUUCGCCAUGGGUUCUUUAUGGGUGGUGAUGCGAUUUGCCGUCCGACUCCGUACAGUUGGCUUUUACGGAUUGCAGAUUGACGAUGGCUUCGCAUUCAUCGCCCUCUUUUGUUGGGCUGUUAUCAUCGCCGGAAUUCAUUGCACCUACUUCACCCAUACCAACAUCGACUACCGGCCAGAUGAAGUAUGGGAUCUCACUCCGAGCGAGGUCAGAGGCGUGGCAUGGGGAACCAAGUUCUACAUCAUCACAUUAUACGCCUACAUCACAAUGGUCUUCAGUCUCAAAGCCAUCGUCAUAAUACUGUACCAACGCCUUGCCUGUGAACGCUGGCAAAAGAGAUUACUCCAUUUCACCAUCUUCCUCUGCAUCGCCGGAUGGAUCGCCAUGAACCUCAUGCUUAGCCUUCUGUGUCUUCCAUAUAGCAAACGCUUCGUCGUCCAGCCACUGCCAGAACCAAAAUGCACAGCGUCACCAACCUUCUUCAUAGCUCUCAGCUGCAUAAAUGCCACCACCGACUUCCUGCUUCUAGCCAUCCCUGUUCCGAUCCUCUGGACGCUGCGGAUUCCACUGCACCGACGGAUAGGUGUCUUCGUCCUUCUCGCAUCCGGGAUUUUCGUCAUGGCCGCAUGCAUCACACGUGUAUCCCUCACCGUCGUGCCGGACAUAACAGUCAGCAUUAUCGCUCGCUGGGGAGCCCGCGAGCUGUCCAUAGCCCUCGUCGCAGUCAACACAGCAGCGCUACGACCCAUGUUCCGCAAAUCCUUCUGGCGUAGGCGGUCAUACACCCUCCCCUCGCACCCCUCCCAAGACCGCCGAAACAAAUAUAUCUUCAACUCCCUCCAACGCCGCUUCUACCGCCAACGCUUCGCAAGCCACAUGCUCAACUCCACCUCCGCCCCCGCAUCCGCCGCUCCCCACCGCUUCUUCCCCAGUAUCCCCGAAGACUCGGCCUGCGACGUCGCGACCCCGCGUCCCGCCCACUUCUCAACGCCAGGCUGGCGCCGGAAACGCUUCUUUGAUUCUUUCAGUUCCUUGAGAGGUAGAGGUGCGAGAGUAGUUGGGAUAGUGAGUGCGGGGGAGGAGAAGCAGAGGGAAGGUAGGGACUUGGAGAAGGGGAAGGAGAGUAUUGUUCGUACUACUUCGCUUUCGAGGGGGGAUAGUGGGGGUGUGGUUUUGAGUUCUGAGGCGGUGAGAGCGGGGAGAGGAUCGCGGGAGCAGGAGCAGGAUGAUGAUGAGAUUAGGAGAUUGGGGGUGAAGGAUUUUGGGAGAGGGCCUGGAUAG